Paecilomyces variotii is the source of this 261-nucleotide messenger RNA. RefSeq names its product NADH-ubiquinone oxidoreductase B18 subunit family protein. The record is from RefSeq and is a predicted model, not a curated record. The transcript has 2 exons. Gene Ontology annotation, cellular component: mitochondrion. Lineage: Eukaryota; Fungi; Ascomycota; Eurotiomycetes; Eurotiales; Thermoascaceae. Bases 1 to 261 code for a protein of 86 amino acids.
AUGUCCGGAGUGGUCGUUGACAGUCCUGCAUUAGCCACCCGCCAGGAGAUGUCGGAUGCUCGUCUUCCUCUUGCCUACCGGGAUUCAUGCGCACACCUUUUGAUCCCAUUGAACCGAUGCCGUCAAGAUGAGUACUACUUGCCCUGGAAGUGCGAGACCGAGCGUCACACCUACGAGAAGUGCCAGUAUGAGGAGUUCAAGAAGCGUGUGGCCAAGAUGGACGAGCUGCGCGCUGCGAAGGACGGUGCCCGGAGCAACUAG